AUGGACAAUAAAGAAACAGCAGACUUGGCGCAUGUUGAGGCCCUCAAGCCUGCAACCGUGACUGCCCAGACUCGGGGCGACGUUCUUCUCGUGACCAGCGAUGAUGUUCGACGAGUACCUGUGCCAACGAAUAAUCCCAACGAUCCACUCAACUCGAAGCCAUGGAAAAAAGCAAUUAUCGUCGCCAAUUGCUGCUGGUUUGCGGUCUUUUCCCUACUAAGCGUCAGCGGCAUCGGAACGUUCAUGAAUACCCUGUUCGAGCUGUACGCACCGGAGGGAAAGUCAGCCGAACAGGUCGUCGGCCUCAGCACCUAUCCAACCAUGGUGAUGGCUCUCGGCAGCUUCGGCAUGCUGCCACUGGCAUUCGUCUUUGGACGCCGACCCAUAUUCCUGUUCUGCAUAGUCCUGGCCCUCGUCAUGGUCAUCGUCGCGGGCACGAGCAACGACUUUGACACACACUUUGCCGCCCGUCUGAUACUGGGCCUAGCCACCGGCUCCACUGAAUCCCUCCUGCCGCUGAUCCUGUCAGACCUGACCUUCCUCGAUGAGCGGAGCUUCUACUUUGGUCUCUACUGGUCGUCCCAGAACGCGAUCAACGCCGGUCUCCAGGUCGCACUGUCGUACAUGAUAGCCGCCUCGUCUUGGCGGUGGUAUUACUGGCUCUUCGCCAUCACCUUGGGCUUCGGUGUUGUCUCCGCCUUCUUCUUUCUCCCUGAGACUCGGUUCCAGCGCCCACUCGCUCUGGUCAACGGAUAUAUUGUCUACACUGAUGACUUUGGACACACACAGUUCCUAACUGAUGAGGAGGCACGGGAGCCGCUCGGUGAGAGGAUGGAGAAUGAGUUGAGCGAGGAACCCGUCCAGAAAAAGACACUUGUGGAGGAACUCAAGCCUUGGAACAGCGUCCCUCCAGACGCCUUUCGAACGUGGCUAAGUGCCUACGCCGCCAUAGCCAAGUCUCUGACUUCACCCGCGGUGUGGUUUGCUCUGUUGGCCUCGUCCAUCACCCUGGGCAUAGGCGUGGCUAUCUCUCUCGUGUACAGUACUGUGCUCGAGGAAUCGUUUCACUGGGGUCCAGAGUCCGUCGGUCUGUUCAACGUGGGAAUCAUCCCUGCCGCUAUCCUCGCCAUGUUCCACUCGGGCUGGUUCGCCGACAAGGUAAACAUCUGGCUGGCGGCUCGCAACGGCGGUGUCCACAAGCCCGAGCACCACCUCGUCCACCUCAUCAUACCGUGUAUCACAGGUGCCAUCGGGAUUGUGGUCUUCGGUGUCGUCGCUAACGAGCCUGAGAAAUACUCUGCCUGGGGCCUUGUCUUCGCGUGGGGCAUCUUCGAGUUCGCCUUCACUGCCGUUCUCAUCACAACAACAUCCUUUGCUGCGGAGGUAGUCCCAGAGAACCCAGGCGCCGCAAUGGUUCCUGUGGUUGGUGGAAAGAACAUCAUAUCGUUUGGCGCAUCCUAUGGGCUGAUACCGAUGCUGAACAUGUGGUCAUACUUGAAGAGCUUCCUCGUGCUUCUGGGAAUCUUCGUCGGCAUCUUUGCCCUGGGUAUCCCUAUAUACUUCCUGAAUCCCAAGUGGAGAGCAUCAGCGCUGAAAAAGAAAUAG
This is a messenger RNA of Diaporthe amygdali, 1605 nucleotides long. RefSeq lists its product as uncharacterized. The coding region runs from base 1 to 1605 and encodes 534 amino acids. Gene Ontology annotation, biological process: transmembrane transport. Gene Ontology annotation, molecular function: transmembrane transporter activity. NCBI's taxonomy places the organism in Eukaryota, Fungi, Ascomycota, Sordariomycetes, Diaporthales, Diaporthaceae. The record is from RefSeq and is a predicted model, not a curated record. The transcript has 4 exons.